GGAGUAUAUUUAACAAUGAUCAACAUAGCGACAUUAUAUUUAACGACUAUGGACAUAGUUGGGAGAGUUUACGGCGCACAAUAUGCGAAAUCCAAAGAAUUACCUACACUUGUGAGCGAUUGCGUUAAACGUAUGAUAGAACAAAUGAUUGACCGCGAAGGUACUGAUCGGCCAUUUUCUCCCAUGUUGCAUGUCUACAAUUUGUACGCCAAUAUUGUGGGCACCAUUGUUUUUAGUGAAAGAUUUGAUAUAGAGCAAACUGAGUUACGAAAGUUUAAAUACAUUUCUACUGAUUUUCUAACUGACCUGGGUAAUUCGCUUUUUCUAUACGAGUUUAUACCGGUGAUUCGCUAUUUUAUGGCCAACCCAUUAAUUAAAUACAAGCGCUAUUUCAAAGAAAUGCUAAAUUAUACGCGAGAUAUAUAUAUAAAACAUGAUAAAACACAUGAUCUUAACAAUAAUUUGCGUGACUUUUGUGAUAUACUUAUCGCCGCUAAACACGAGGCCAUUGCUGAGGACAAACAGACGGCACCUUAUUUUACCGAUGAUAACCUACCGGUCGUUCUAAUUGACUUGUUUAUGGGCAAGUUAUUUUAA
This is a messenger RNA of Medioppia subpectinata, 597 nucleotides long. The record is from the annotation of a GenBank genome assembly. Lineage: Eukaryota; Metazoa; Arthropoda; Arachnida; Sarcoptiformes; Oppiidae.